CCUUACUCCCCGCAGACAGGGUAACCGGAGGGGGGCUGUGGGACACGGACAGGCUGCCAGUCUCCGUACUACAGACCGGCUGGGGGAGCGGCGCUGUGUGACGUAUCAGAAGCUGCCGGUAUAAAAGCGCUGCUGAGUCGCUCCCCCCGGCGCACUCCGGAGCUGUUAGCGGCUGCUGCGCCUCACGGAUCGGAGCGCUCGGAACACGAAGCUCCGGGACUUCCCGGGACUCCCCAUUGUCUCCUGUCUGACAUCCCAGCUCCAUCCCCGGCAGCCAAUGAGAGCCGGCCUCAUGUUCUAUCCUUCUUGGCUGCUCCAUCCCGGGUCCCAUUGAGUCCCGGUGCGGGCAUGCUGCUGGGGGCUGCCGGGCUGCCAUUGGCUUCUCCUCAUGUUCUCUUUGGGCUGGAGAAAGUCUGCGACCCUGCGAUCAUGCCCGGACCCAGGAGCGACCCUGCCCAGAAACUUUGCGCCCCAUGGUGGAGCAGGGCAGGGGCCAGACGGAAGAUGAAGUGAGUGGGUACCGGGAUGCCAUGCCUUAGGGCUGUGAGUGCUGCUGCCUGUGCUGAUGCCCAUGCUGCCGGACAGUAGGAUGGAAUGGAACAUUACAGUGUCCGCUAAUGGGAGCGCAGGGGCAGACUCCUGGGGCAAACACCGCUUCUCUGUCUUCAGCGUCCUCAUCUUAACUCUGCUGGCCAUGCUGGUGAUUGCCACCUUCCUAUGGAACGUCCUAGUGCUGGUCACCAUCCUCAGGGUGAGAACCUUCCACAGGGUGCCCCAUAAUCUGGUGGCCUCCAUGGCCAUAUCAGACGUGAUGGUGGCUGCCUUGGUGAUGCCUUUAAGCUUGGUACAUGAGCUGAAUGACAGGCGCUGGAGGCUGGGCAGGGUGCUGUGCCACAUCUGGAUCUCCUUUGAUGUCCUCUGUUGCACGGCCAGCAUCUGGAAUGUGACCGCCAUCGCCCUGGACAGGUAUUGGUCCAUCACCAGGCACCUGGAAUACACUCUAAAGACCAGAAAGAGGAUCUCCAAUAUCAUGAUCCUUCUCACUUGGCUCCUUUCUGCUGUUAUAUCCCUGUCCCCUCUGUUUGGCUGGGGGGAGACCUAUUCAGAGGUGAAUGAAGAGUGCCAAGUGAGCCAGGAGCCCUCCUACACCAUCUUCUCCACCUUUGGGGCAUUUUAUCUCCCGCUUUGCGUUGUUUUAUUCGUCUACUGGAAAAUCUACAAAGCUGCCAAAUUUCGUAUCGGCUCCAAGAAGACAAACACAAUAACGCCAAUGCCCGAAGUGAUCGAGGUGAAGGAAGCCUCCCACCAACCUCAGAUGGUCUUCACUGUCCGACAUGCGACUGUCACUUUCCAGACAGAUGGGGACACAUGGAGGGAACAGAAAGAGAAAAAAGCUGCCUUGAUGGUCGGGAUCCUCAUUGGGGUCUUUGUCCUCUGCUGGAUCCCCUUCUUUAUAACGGAAUUAAUCAACCCUCUAUGUUCCUGUGACAUCCCCCCUAUCUGGAAAAGUAUAUUCUUAUGGCUGGGGUACUCAAACUCCUUCUUCAACCCCUUGAUCUACACAGCCUUUAAUAAGAAUUACAACAAUGCUUUCAGAAACUUGUUCUCCAGGCAGCGGUGAUGGCUCACUUACUGGUCAGUAUCUAGAGGCCUUCAGGUCUUCGUGGUCUUCAUCUCAUGGACUUUUUAGCCAUGGACAAUGUGCCUAUCUGGCCCCGAUGGAUGCAACGCAACUGAAUGAUAGUUAAUGAGAGUUGGUUCUUCUCACACAAGGAGUCGACAUCUAUUCCAAGGUCAUCAAGGUCAAGGUUGUCCCAGCAGCUCUGUUCCUGGAGAUAAAUCAGUUGGAUAUGCCUAAUGACUGGCCAUCACAAGCCCAUAUAUAACCCCUGCUUGCCUUCCACUUGCCCUGACAUCGGUAGAACUCUGCCAUCAGCUGCUCCCUAUCCUCUCGGAGCAUCAAAGAUGGAAUAAAAAUUUCUACUAUGGAAUUAUGGGACAGAAUGGCCUCCAUUGUAUACUUACUUUCCAAGAGCUUCUGAAGCAGCUGUUGACUCUCUAAUGUGUAUGAAUAAGUGUAUCGGCUUGAAUGAUCAUGUAUGAAAGGCACAGUUCUUGGGACUUUUUCACUCUUUAUUGAUUAAUAAAUAGACAGUGAAAUAUGGA
This is a messenger RNA of Xenopus tropicalis (tropical clawed frog), 2166 nucleotides long. RefSeq names its product 5-hydroxytryptamine (serotonin) receptor 5A, G protein-coupled (gene htr5a). Gene Ontology annotation, biological process: G protein-coupled serotonin receptor signaling pathway; signal transduction; G protein-coupled receptor signaling pathway. Gene Ontology annotation, molecular function: G protein-coupled receptor activity; G protein-coupled serotonin receptor activity. The coding region runs from base 566 to 1621 and encodes 351 amino acids. NCBI's taxonomy places the organism in Eukaryota, Metazoa, Chordata, Amphibia, Anura, Pipidae. Gene Ontology annotation, cellular component: plasma membrane; membrane. The record is from RefSeq and is a predicted model, not a curated record. The transcript is spliced from 2 exons.